Molecule: messenger RNA, 2509 nt
Organism: Cajanus cajan (pigeon pea)
Lineage: Eukaryota; Viridiplantae; Streptophyta; Magnoliopsida; Fabales; Fabaceae
Product: proline-rich receptor-like protein kinase PERK15
Biological process (GO): protein phosphorylation
Molecular function (GO): ATP binding; protein kinase activity
Source: RefSeq, a predicted model, not a curated record
CAGUCAGUGCUGUGCCACCAUAGCAUCCUUUUCUCUUCGUUUUCAUUUUUCACUACAAAUUACAAAACACCACAUUAUGAGUAUGUUGCAAUAAAUUUUUUAAUAAGAACCAAAAUUAGUUUAUACUUAUCUGCUUCAUGCGCAUGAAUUUUGUUCACCUUCCAAGUCAUAACCACUGUUUUUAUACAAACAAAAGGAAAACAAUGUUUGCAGUUGCACCAUAUUAUUCUCCGGCCACUCCUCCGCCGUCGCCGGAACCAGCUCCGCCACCACUCCGCUCCUCGCCGUCACCAUCAAUGUCUCAGACGCCUCCGGUCACCUCGCCGUUGCCGGAAACUUUACUCCUUCCGGAUUCGCCACCACCGUCUUCACUUUCGCCACUUCCUCCGACAAUGCCGUUGUUGCCGUCUCCGUCGCCGGAGUCUCUGCCACCGCCGUUUCCACCGUUUUUCGUUACACCGUUGUCUCCGGCUCCAACCGCCGCAUCUCCGCCACCGCCGUUUCCAUUUGCCACGGCACCUGCAACGACAACGUUUCCACCGUUCGAAGUUACACCAUCGCCGCCAUCUCCAGCCGCCACUUUUCCACCUACAUUGUCAAAUGAAAUGAAUCCGCCACCGCUUCCGGCGGCGGACACGGCGACGGAGACUGUUCCUCCGCCGCCUCUAUUAACUGCGUUCACGGAACCUGACUUGGCAACGCCGUCGAGAACACCAAGUGAAAGUUUGCCGGUGGCUGUGGAAGUUCAGAAGCCUUCAACAUUCCACGUGUCAAGUGGACUCAUCGUUGGGCUUGUAAUUGGAGUUAUCGUUUUCGUGUUUGUUUUUACCGUUGGAUCAGUUCUAUGCAGACAUAGGAAGAAAAACAAACGCAAGAAGCUGUUUACCCCUCACUAUAAGGAACCGUCACCAUAUGUUGAAUCCAAGGGGUCUCAUGUUAUUCGAGUGCAAUCAAAUCCAACGCCGCCACCACAUCUCACUGAGGGUGGUGGAGCUUCUGGUUCUUUUAACUCAGUGUCUGUGAAAGCAAUCCCAAACCGUGCUCCAAGGGUUGGCUUUGGUUCCGUGAGUGGUAUUUUCACAUAUGAUGAAAUAUUAGUGGCCACUAAUUGUUUCUCUGAGUCAAACCUUCUUGGAGAAGGUGGUUUUGGGUAUGUGUACAAAGGAAUUCUCCCUUGUGGAAAGGAAAUUGCAGUUAAGCAGUUAAAACCAGGGAGCCAACAAGGAGAGAGAGAAUUUCAAGCUGAGGUUGAGACCAUUAGCCGAGUGCAUCACAAACAUCUUGUUGAAUUGCUAGGAUACUGCGUUACCGGGGCAGAGAGAUUGCUUGUUUACGAAUUUGUUCCAAAUAACACGUUGGAAUUCCACUUACAUGGUAUUGGGGAGGAGGGCAGCUUCUUAGAAUGGACAACGAGAGUUAAAAUUGCCUUGGGAUCUGCAAAAGGGCUGGCAUAUCUACACGAAGAUUGUAAUCCGGCAAUUAUUCACCGUGAUAUUAAAGCAUCUAAUAUUCUUCUUGAUUUUAAGUUUGAACCCAAGGUUUCUGACUUUGGCCUGGCAAAAAUCUUCCCUAACACUGACAGUUGCAUUAGUCACCUCACCACCCGAGUGAUGGGAACCUUUGGGUAUCUGGCUCCAGAGUAUGCAUCAAGUGGUAAAUUGACAGAUAAAUCAGAUGUAUAUUCCUACGGUGUCAUGCUUUUAGAACUUAUAACGGGACGUCCACCAAUCACUGCAACAGGAUCAAGGAACAAGAGCCUGGUUGACUGGGCUAGGCCAUUGCUUGCUCAAGCACUACAAGAUGGUGACUUCAACGAUCUUGUUGAUCCAAGGUUGCAGCAAAAUAAUGAAGCUCAGGAAAUGGUUAGAAUGAUUACCUGUGCAGCUGCUUGUGUGCGCCAUUCAGCCAGGCUUAGACCUCGUAUGAGCCAAAUAGUUGGAGCCUUAGAAGGUGUGGUUUCUCUAACCGAUCUAGUUGGAGAUAUUACACCGGGGCAUACCACAAUAUACAAUUGGUCAAAUAGUUCAGAUUAUGAUGCCAACCAAUAUCAGCAGGACAUGAGAAAUUUCAAUUUGGCAUUAUCAUGUCAGAAAUAUUGCUCCAGCGGUUAUGGUCUUCACUGAUCAGGAGCAAGUAGUGAUGUUCACCAAUCAGAGGCAUAUUAUAACAGAGGUCAGAGUGAGUGGAAUGAGUUGUGAACUCCAUUCAGAAUUAUGGUAAUUAUGUUCUGCUAAAGAUGUAAAGUUCGUAUUGUCCAGACUAGAGUGACUAGACGUUCAAAUUCUUGAUCAGUUUUCAAUUUUUUUAACAACUUAUUAUUAAAAGCUUCUUUUGCUUACUGAAUUAGAGAUUUCAAAAUGUGUGAAUUAAAGUAGAUUGAUUUGCUAAGAAUUAUAGUACUACUAUCAUUUUGUCUUUUUUAAAAAAAGUACAACUAUCAUUUUAAUAUUUAUUAUCGUCGUUGUAACUAACUCUUCUUGUCGUCGUUAUCUAUGUGAUGUUUUUAUCA